GUUUAAACCAAAGUAUAAUUAUUUACCUAUUUAAUCACGAAAUAAUCAGGCUCCUCGGACUAAAAUCCCGUGGAUAUUUAAUUAUUUAUUUAGAAGAAAAGAAAAAAAUAGGAGAAUAUAAAAGCCGUUCUGAUGAAAAAAGGCGAAAAACCUCUUGUUACUAGAUUCUAGACGCAGAUGGACCCGUCGCCAGUGAAUUGGGAAGCUUUGGACGCCCUCGUCGUCGAUUUCGCCAAGGCGGAGCGAUUGAUCGACGAUUCGCCGCCGCCGUCGUCUUCCUCGUAUCAGUGGCGCCGCCUGAUAUCUCAGAUCAGGCGCUCCCUGGAGUCCGGCGACAUUGACUCCGCCAUCGACCUGCUCCGGGCCAACGCCCCGGCCUUACUCGACGAUCACCGCCUCCUGUUUCGUCUACAGAAGCAGAAAUUUAUUGAGCUGCUGAGGAAAGGGACCGUGGAGGAUCGUGAUUCUGCCAUCAAGUGUGUGCGCACGUCUCUCGCGCCGUGUGCGCUGGAUGCUUACCCGGAAGCGUACGAGGAAUUUAAGCAUGUUCUUCUUGCCCUCAUUUAUGACAAAGAUGAUCCAACAUCUCCAGUGGUAAAUGAGUGGUCCGAGCGGAAGAGGUUUGAGAUUGCAGGGCUGCUUUCUUCUGUUUUACGAGCUCAUUUCCUUGCAUAUGAUCCUAUGUUUUCAAUGACAUUGAGAUACUUAAUAAGCAUACACAAGGGGUUUUGCCUUCAUCAGGGAGUCUCUUCACCCAUAAGCGAUCUUACUGAAAGAUUGCUCCUCGAGGAGCGUGACCCCCCUGCAACAGCACAAGAGAGUUUGUUGGAAGCACCUCCAUUUGAUGAGGUGGACAUACAAGCACUUGCUCAUGCAGUGGAGCUGACUAGACAAGGGGCUGUAGAUAGCUUGAGGUUUGCGAAGGGUGAUUUGCACCAGGCAUUUCAGAAUGAAUUAUGCCGUAUGAGAUUAGACAUUUCUCUGCUUGAUGAGCUUGUUCACGAGUAUUGCAUUUAUAGAGGUAUUGUGGACUGUCGCCAUGUAAAUUCAUGCGAAGGAUCACUUGUUACAUCAGGAACUGAAAACACUGGUCGUUUGGACCCACUCAGUAGCUUAUCUGAGAAUUUUCCGAUUGGUACUGACACUGAUAUGUCAACACCAACAGAUAAUGUCCAUGCAGAUAGUUCUCAAAGUAAAAUGGAAGUUCUAACCACACAACAUGUUGACAUGGAAGUGCGGUACCCUUGUGAGACAACCAGUUUGAAAGAAGAUUGUAGCACCAGUAGAACUCAUCAGCCUGAGGACAGCAAAGUCGUGCUAGGAAACAGAUGUCGUGUAGCUGGGGAGAGAGGCAAACGUAAAAGAUGGAGGGGUAGAGAUGAGGAUCUAGAAUUUGGUUCUGAGGGUCUCAGUGAGAGUUGCAAACAUGAGCUUUGUACUAAUGUACCAGGCACCACAAGCUUUGAUUUUAAGAAGUCGUCCCCGAUCCACGCUGUGAGCAGCAAUGCGGACAAGUUUGAGAUUGUGUUGGGCAUAAAGGAGUUAGCUAGCGAGGGAAUGGCAGCAGAGGUUAUUGACGAAAUAAAUGCUCUCGAUCCCAAUUUUUUCACUGAAAAUCCUACGCUGCUUUUCCAACUGAAGCAGGUUGAAUUUUUAAAGCUUGUCCGAGCCGGUGAUAAUUCUGGUGCAAUCCAGGUUGCGUCAUCUCAUUUGGGCCCUUUGGCUGCUAAAUACCCAGCUUUGCUUAAGCCCAUGAAAGAGACAUUGUUUGCUUUGCUCAAACCAACUGAAGAACCUUUUGGCAAACAUAGUUCCUUUGAUGUCCUUGCUACUUCACUCCAGGUUGCUGUUGGUAGAAGGCUAGGUAUAGAGGAACCCCAGCUGAUGAAAAUUAUAAGGGCCACCCUCAACUCACACAGUGAAUGGUUCAAGCUCCAAAUGUGCAAAGACCAGUUUGAGAGUCUCGUGUGGAUCCACUCCUUGAAAGAAAUCGGUGGUCCUUUGCUAGGAGAUGCUGCCGCCAAGUCAUGUAUCGACACUUCCACACAAGGAUCUUCGCCGGCUACAGUAUCGUCCAGCAACAUGAGGAUUCAGGAAGAUGGCAGCAGUCCUAAUCAGACCACGACAAGUGAUAUUGGAUGUGAGGAAAGUGCCAUCUUGAAAGUUAUGGAAUUUCUCGCUCUUCCUAGAGCUGACGCUAUUCAUCUACUUGCUCAGUACAAUGGGAAUGCAGAAACCUUGAUCCAGCAGAUAUUUGCUUAGCUUGCUUAGCUUGUACACAUUAUAUAUCAGAUAUAGCAAAACACAGUCCCUAUUGUUUUAAUUGGACUAUCUGUUUUGCUAUUAGACAUGGUUAUAUUUGCUUUUCAAGCAAUUAGGUUUUGCUGAAAUAAGGAAAAGUCCAGGUGACCACUUGUACAAGAGUUAAUCCAACUUUAUGUAUCACCUGUCAUUGAAUGACUAUGAAUUUAAGCACAAAGAUUUCAUCACUUGUUGAGAGAUGAUUAUGUAUGCAAGCUUAUCUAGAUAUGAUGCGAACUGCUUAGUUUUACUGUGUUGAUAAUUGUUACUAAAAAGUUGAGGGGAGUUUGACCUUUUCCCUCGUUUAGAGUAG
Molecule: messenger RNA, 2614 nt
Organism: Striga asiatica
Lineage: Eukaryota; Viridiplantae; Streptophyta; Magnoliopsida; Lamiales; Orobanchaceae
Source: the annotation of a GenBank genome assembly